CGCCGGCCGGACUGUUAUUGAGGGGCGGAUCAACCGGCCCGGCCGACGACAGCUUCCCCCGGCCCGUCCGCCCAUCCACCCGGCAGCGGGACUGGGAAUAUGCCAGGAAUGAUUAAUCAAACUUCCUUGCAGGACUCCAUGGACGGAGACGAGAAGGAGACGGACUUGGAGCCGGAGGAGGAGCCGCCGAGGGAUCAGCAGCAAACGGACACUUACUACAGCCUGUACCGGAGACACAGAUCUCUGCAGUUUGGAGAUGAGGGAAAUAUGGGACACAGAAGAAGUGGAUCAUCAGAUACGUUCCCGAAGGAAACAGUGUCUCAGGAGGAUUUCAGCUUCUCUUUAUUGGCUUCUAACUUGUCCGUUGUGGCUGAGCCAGAGCUUAGAGCGUUUAUUACUAAACGUCUCAGCAAAGGGGCUUUCUUAGGCGGAAUGGGCACUAUAGCAGCUGUGGAUUUGAGCAUAGACGAGCAAUCUGUCGCUUGUUACUAUUGCUUCCUCCACCAGGAUCAGCCUCCAGGGCCAGAAAGUGACAAAGUGGAAUCAAAAACCGUGGUCACUGAUUAUGUUCUCUGCUUUCUGGGAAGUACAGAGAAGAGCCUUGAACUUUUCAGAAUUGAGUUGGAUAAAUAUGCCCAGGGAUUGCAGCUUUACUUGGAUGCUGAGGUUGGUGAUGUCGAGCUGCAUAUCCAGCCAUACCUAAGCAACUGGUAUGAUGACUCUGUGCUCUACAUACAAAGGGUGGUGCAGCUAUUCCGGGACAGGCUUCCUAUUCUGUUACGGGCCGCUUUAAGUCACACUCCAGUUGAAGUUAAAGGUGCUGAUGACAAAGUAAAACAUGAUGUUGAGAGGUUUCUCAGUGCUGCCAGCCUUCAGGGCCUGAUCCAAGAGGACUCUCUAGCUUCGCUGUGUAAGGUGAUGACUGAGGAACAACAGAAAGUCAUUGUUAUAGACUGCAGUGAACCUACUCCUGCCUUUCAAAAUGCUGUGAGCAACAAGUUCUGUGAAGACUGGAUUCCUUCCUUUUUAAACAGUCUGGAAAGUGGAAAUCCUUUCCUCCUAAGGCAAAUCUUGGAGAAUUUUAAAUUAAAGGCCAUCCAGGAUAUGAACAGCCUGAAGCGGUACAUUCGACAGGCCGAGACGAACAACUACGCCCUGUUCAAAUGUUUUGUCUUUCUUAAGAACUGUGGCAAUGGAGAUGUCCUCCUGCAUAAUGUCAAGGUGGAGCAUGUUGAGAUGCCCGAGGCUCAGAACGUAGUGAAGGUUCUAGAAGAAUUCAUGUAUGAAGAAGGUGUGAUUACUCCCGCUAACUAAAAAAAAACCUAUGGUUUACUUUAAGACUUAUGGUUUACUUUAGCAAAGACUUUAUUCUGUGUUUUGUUGUACUUGUUGCUGUGGAAGUUAAUAGUCAAAAGUACCGUAAUUUCCAUCAGCGUCGCACUCAUUUGCAUGAAAACCCAGGUCUGGUGAUCUUAUGUUAUUGUAAAGUGCUCUGUAAGCAGCCUGUGGGAUAACAGGACUAGCUGUGAUGCAUUGUUACUGAGCACAGCAUCUGACACAUAGACAAUCUUCUCCAGUGUUGUGGGCACUAAUACAGACAGACCUGUUCCGCCUCCCUUGAUGAGAUUCGGUAUUCUACAGUCACAAAGACAGGGACUGGGAUUGUGUCUGGUAAACGCAGCUGGCCCUUGCAUCUUAUGUAGACUGAGGAAUGCGGAGCUGGGCAGUAGAAAAGGAUCAUUUAGGUUCAACAGCACAGAUCUGGAGUAAACUAUGAGGGGACCCAGACUAAUAUUUGGAGAUUCCCCUCUCAGGAUUAAGGGUUUAAGCAGAGAUUGGCAGGUUGGGCACAGUGACUUGGGACAACUAAGAAAUGAUGCUGCUUGCAUAACAGGGGAGGGAGAAUGUGGAAGUAAAGUCUGCUUCUACCUAAACGUUCCUGACCAGGUGUGGGGGCGGUGCGUGGUACGGGAAGGAAGAGGAAGGAGGUGAAAAGAAAGGCAAUUAAUUUUUUUAAUAAACAAGUUUCUGAGAAACUGAUUAUUGUAUAACACAGCAUAAUGAAUUCCAGGCCUGUAAUAAACAGAGGCUUUAAUUUCCUCAGCUAUUAAUAAUGCAGUUGUUAAUAUGAUGGCUCAGAAUAACAGUUAUUGAACCUCAUCAACUAGUACACACCAUGUUAGAGAAGCUGCUAUUAAUCAGUUGUAAAUAGGACAGAAAGUGUGUCCCCAGUUUCCUCUGGGACUCUGCUGUUGCUUUGUCAGGAAUGUAUUUGCAAUAGAGUUUUCUUCUUUGAUUCCAAAUAAAGUUUUAUCAUGGGG
Carcharodon carcharias (great white shark) is the source of this 2321-nucleotide messenger RNA. It is a transcript of the gene c22h17orf75, whose product is annotated as chromosome 22 C17orf75 homolog. NCBI's taxonomy places the organism in Eukaryota, Metazoa, Chordata, Chondrichthyes, Lamniformes, Lamnidae. The record is from RefSeq and is a predicted model, not a curated record. Bases 100 to 1314 code for a protein of 404 amino acids. The transcript is spliced from 10 exons. Gene Ontology annotation, cellular component: trans-Golgi network.